AUGUCUGGACGUGGUAAGGGCGGAAAGGGCCUCGGCAAGGGUGGUGCCAAGCGUCACCGCAAGAUCUUGCGCGACAACAUUCAGGGUAUCACCAAGCCUGCUAUCCGUCGUCUUGCUCGUCGUGGCGGAGUCAAGCGUAUCUCUGCAAUGAUUUAUGAGGAGACCCGUGUUGUGCUCAAGUCGUUCCUCGAAUCCGUCAUCCGUGAUGCUGUCACGUACACCGAACACGCCAAGCGUAAGACCGUCACGUCGCUUGACGUUGUCUAUGCCUUGAAGCGACAGGGCCGUACUUUGUACGGUUUCGGCGGUUAA
Uncinocarpus reesii 1704 is the source of this 312-nucleotide messenger RNA. RefSeq names its product histone H4.2. Gene Ontology annotation, cellular component: nucleosome. Bases 1 to 312 code for a protein of 103 amino acids. The record is from RefSeq and is a predicted model, not a curated record. Gene Ontology annotation, biological process: nucleosome assembly. The transcript has 3 exons. Lineage: Eukaryota; Fungi; Ascomycota; Eurotiomycetes; Onygenales; Onygenaceae. Gene Ontology annotation, molecular function: DNA binding; protein heterodimerization activity; structural constituent of chromatin.